Messenger RNA from Colius striatus (speckled mousebird), 3901 nucleotides. It is a transcript of the gene NHERF2, whose product is annotated as NHERF family PDZ scaffold protein 2. Gene Ontology annotation, biological process: protein localization to plasma membrane. Gene Ontology annotation, cellular component: apical plasma membrane. Bases 213 to 1277 code for a protein of 354 amino acids. The record is from RefSeq and is a predicted model, not a curated record. NCBI's taxonomy places the organism in Eukaryota, Metazoa, Chordata, Aves, Coliiformes, Coliidae. The transcript has 7 exons. Gene Ontology annotation, molecular function: protein-membrane adaptor activity; signaling receptor binding.
GCCCGCCGCGCUCCCGCCGCGGGGCAGCGCGCAGCAUGGCCGCGCUGCGCAGAGCCCCGGCCCCAGCCCCAGCGCCGGCCCCGGCCCGCCCCUCCGCUCCCCGCCGCUCCGCGCCCGCCCCGGGCCGCGCAUAAAAGGGGCCCCGCGGCCGCUCGCCCGCCCCCGCCCGUCGCUCGGCUGCGCUCGGCUCCGCGCCGCCGGGCGCCCCGGCCAUGGCCAAGGACCAGCUGAAGCCGCGGCUGUGCCGCAUGCUGAAGGGGGAGAGCGGCUACGGCUUCCACCUGCACGGCGAGAAGGGCAAAAGCGGGCAGUUCAUCCGCAAAGUGGAGCCGGGCUCGCCGGCCGAGGCGGCGGGGCUGCGCGCCGGGGACCGCGUCGUCGAGGUGAACGGCAUGAACGUGGAGCAGGAGACGCAUCACCAGGUUGUGCAGCGUAUCAAAGCUGUGGAGACGGAGACGCGCUUGCUUGUGGUGGACAAGGAAACGGAUGAGUACCUGUGCAGCCUGCGCCUGACGUGCACGGAGGAGAUGGUGCACAGCGGGAUCCUGCUGAACUCCAGCGUCUCGCCCACCAAGUCAGUGAGCAGUGACAACGGGGAGGUCUGGAAGCCGCAGCUGGAUCUGAGUGGGGGCAGCCUCCAGCGGCACUCACAUAGUUUCUCCUCGCACAGCAGCAGGAAGGAUUUAAACGGACAGAAGGAGCUGUGCCCACGUCUCUGCCACCUGAAGAAAGGCCCCAGUGGCUACGGCUUCAACCUGCACAGUGAGAAGUCCCGGCCGGGGCAGUUCAUCCGCUCGGUCGACCCCGACUCUCCGGCCUCCAGAGCGGGGCUGCGGCCCCAGGACCGGCUGGUGGAGGUGAACGGGAUAAACGUGGAGGGCCUGCGGCACUCUGAGGUGGUAUCCCACAUCAAGUCCAGGGAGAGCGAAGCCAGGCUGCUGGUGGUGGACCCUGAAACAGAUGAAUACUUCAAGAAGCUGGGGGUGACCCCCACGGAGGAGCACACCAAAGGUGUGGUACCUCAGCCCCUGACAAACGGGUCCGCACAGACUCAGCUGAAUGGAGGAUCCACAUCUUCAUCUCACAGUGACCUUCAGAGUCCUGGGAAGGAAUCAGAGGAUGGAGACAUGGAGAAGAAAGACCCGUUUGAGGAGAGCGGGCUGAACCUGAGCCCGACGGCUGCCGAGGCCAAGGAGAAGGUGCGGGCCAAGCGGGUGAAGAAGAGGGCCCCGCAGAUGGACUGGAACAAGAAGCGAGAGAUUUUCAGCAAUUUCUGAGCCUGGCUGGUGGCUGCCGUCCGCCGCUCUCCUGCCCCUGCCCCAGCUCGGACGUUUCUGAGGUGCCUACGCCCUGUCCUUCAGAGUCCACGUGAGAUGCUUUGUGCUCUGCUCUUCACUGGUUGCUUUUACAAGGCAUAUUUUAAAGUCCUUUUUUAAAGAUUUUUUUAUUGUUAUUAUUAUUAUUGUUACUCACCAGCGAUUCUUUAUAAGACCAACGUGACCAAAGCUCAUUUUCUUGCUUGCUCUCCAGCCUGGCUCUGGCUGCCCUGCCGUCCCCUGUUCCUGUGAGAAAGGACUGGAAGAGUUGUAACUCGUUUCUUACCCGCAUCAUUUAGGCUUCUGUUACUGUUUAAAAUAUUUGGGCUGAUUGUUUUGGUUGUAUGAGUGUCCCAGACUGAGCCCCGUGGGAUGCUCUAUUGCCCCUCUGCCGUGGUGGGGGUCUGCAGGGUGGGUGUACCUGGAACACCCUCCCCAGCACCCCGUCUGCAGCGUUAGCUACCCACAUGAUGGGAAAAUGGACAGUGGCUGUAAAUCGCUCGUGUUGGCUUUGCUAUUGAAACAAAAAAGAGUUUAUUUUGUUGUUUUGGUUUUUUUUUAAUGAAGUCCCAUGUAUUUCCAGCUAGUUUGUGAACCUCCCUCCUCACCAGCAAAUUCUGCCCUGGCAGUAAAAGCCUCUUUUUCAUCCCCAGCAGCUCUUUCUUUUUAAAACCAAACCGCAAACCCAGCAGCCUCAAUGCCCCAGGCCUCACCACUUGUAGCUGCUGGCACAACACUAAAUGUCAGGAGAAGGCUGGGAGCAGGGCCAGCACCUGCCCCACGGUGAGAGGAGUGGUGCUGCCAGCCUGGCUCCUGGAGCUUUGCAAGAAGACAAGAGCCAUCAGAUGCUACGAAAAACCUUUUUGGACUGUAACAUGAGCACAGCCAGGCAUCUGCAUCCAGGGAGGAAGGUGAGGGUCUGGCUGUAGCUGCAGGCUUGGCACCAGGGAAGUGGGGCUCAGUCCUGGCCAUGCCUAGGUGCUGGGUCCUGGAGCAGGGUCUGGGUCCCGCAUGGGUUGCUACUCCUGGGCUGGUACGUGAUGCCUUCGGCCCGUGAGCAUCAUUGAGUCUGUCCCACCUCACUCUCGAGGGUGUUCUCCGGAGCUGUGGUGUCUCCAUGGGGCUGGCUAUGAAGCAGACAGCGGCGUUGUGGAGUGCACAGUUGCUGUGGCUUUCUGUGGCCUCCUUUGAAAACAGCCAGCUCUUGGUAUCAGAGCCUCAAGAAAUGUAUCUUUAAAGCAUUACAAAUUAAGCCCAUUUAAGCUCUUUAUUACUUGCCUUUGGCUGCAAUUGAGGGUAGGUGACUAAGCAGAACUACAAUACUCUCGAGAGGUUGCAGAGGUGUUUUACCAGGGCGGGGGCCCAGCUGUGAUGGGACUGGCCCCCCUCCCUCAGCUCCCUGAGCAAAGCCAUGGCAGCUGUCCACUAUUUCAGCUCAAAUGCCAUGGCAGCAUGGGAAGGGACCAGGCACAGCAGGACAGGCGAGUACAAAAACGCUUUUCUGCAGGUAAAAGCAAGUGGCAGCGAUCACUUAGACAGCAAUGGCCAUGUUAAACACAGGGCUCUGGUCUGUGCUGUGUUUCUCCAGCCCUGCUGUGUUAGAAGCCUCCAGCCUCCAGGUUAGUCAGUGUGCUGCAGGUAUCAUAACGGCCCUGUGAGGGGUUUGAUUGAGCUAAAGGUGCCUUACAACAUGUACUGCUCUCAUGUACUGGGAGAUCACGGCAGCAGAUCACUGCAGGGAUGGGGCCUUUGGCUUCAGUGUGGCAAGCUGCUGAUGCCCAGGGCUGUUAGCCAGCUGGCAGGAGAGCAUGGAAAGCCUCAGGGGUGGAGAGGAGUUCUCUUGUAUGAAAGUUACCUUGUAGGAAUGCUGAUGGGCUGAACAGGUCUAAAAUAAUGACUGGAGAGGAACCAGUGUGGGUGUGUGGAUAUCAGCGAGGAGACUGGCAGCGGGAUGACAGCUCGGGAUGCAGAGCGGUUUGCCUCCCCUCCAGGCCUCUGCCAUUAACGAGACAUCUCUUCCCUGUCCCACUUCAAAGACAAUUACCUGCUCUCUUUUUAGCCCUCAAAAUAUUUGCUUCUGUAAAUGAGUAACCUUUCGAAGGAGCCCUUCUUUUUCACGGUAUGCACGUUGCUUCCAGAGCCCGGGCAGUGCCCCAGCUUGCGUGGGGCAGAGCAUUCCCCACCGCACCGACCUCGGCGUCGCGCGCUCCGAUGCAUGUCGCAGAGCACAGCCCUGUCUGUAAAUACUGCAUUCCUCACACAAGGCUGGGCUGUUGUACUCGAGGGGGGCAGGGGGGGAAAGGAGAACAUCUAGUUUUGAAUGCAGAUCAAAAGAAAAUCAGGUGUGCAAAGCUGUACUGAUAAGAUUUUAAAAUCUUAAUCUCUGCUUAGUCCAUGGAAACCGCUCCUGGUUAAAGCACUUAUCGUGUUUCUGACAUCUUGUAGCUCAGUAGUAACUAUUCAGUUCCUGUACAUUUAACUUGGGGGAAAAAAAUCAAUACAGUAUAAGGCUGUCAGCUGCAUUGUAAAAACAUAAUGUACAAGGUAAUGUCAGUAAUAAACUUCAUUUUCCCACGUACCAAGAA